GCUCUCAUGCCCAAUCCCGCCCGCCCCUUAUCUUUUCUUUGAGCCUGCUGCUCCAAUUUCAUUCAUCGUUCAUGACUAUGGGCGGAAGUCAACCCCUUGACCUCACCGUGCUUGACCAAAUCCCGGUGGCCCCUCCGCCGGAAUCCACACCGGAACUCACCCUUCCCCUAACUUUUCUCGACAUUUUGUGGCUGCACAUGAGCCCUGUCCACCGCCUCAUAUUCUACCAACACCCCGUCUCAACCACCCAUUUCCUCCACACCCUUCUCCCCAUCCUCCAAACCUCGUUAUCCCAAACCCUCCGACACUACAGUCCCUUAGCCGGCAGAUUGAUGGUCUCGCCCGACAACUCCGUCCUGCCGGAAAUCCGUUACGCCCACGGCGACACCGUCCCGUUACUCAUCGCCGAGUCCAAAUCAAGCGGCGACGUUUUCGACCACCUCGUGUCGGACGGCGUAAGGAGUUGCUCUGUUUUUCACCCGCUUGUUCCGAGCCUACCCCCUGCUUCAGACGGCGGCGGCUCGGCCGUCUCCGUCCCCGUGUUAGCCUUGCAGGUGACGCUUUUCCCCGACGUCGGGAUUUGCAUCGGCGUGACCAACCACCACGUCAUCGGUGACGGCAGCUCCAUCUUUCGUUUCAUGGAGGCGUGGGCUUUCUUGUCUUCUAGCGGUCGUGGGGUUGACCAAAACGCGUUACCGUCUCGAUUCUUACCGUUCUACGACAGAACGGCGAUCCAAGAUCGGAAAGGACUGGGGAAAAUAUUCUGGGACUACUUGAAGAACAUCAAGAUCAAGGACACACACGUUCAUCGGCUCCCGUCGAUCGCCGACAAGGUCAGGGGAACUUUCAGAGUGUCACCAGACCAAAUCAAGAGGCUCAAGAACCAAGUUUUGACACGUCGGCCAGAUCUGGUCCACGUGUCGACGUUCACCGUGAUUUGCUCGUACGUGUGGAACUGCCUGGUGCGAUCCCGGCACGCGGAAAACGAGGACGAGGAGGACGAGUUUUUCGGUUGCGUGGCGGAUUGUCGGGCGCGUUUGGAUCCGCCGGUGCCGGAGAACUACUUCGGGAACUGCCUCACGGCCUGUUACGGGUACGCGAAGGUGAGGGAACUGGUGAGCGAAGGGGGGCUUGCGGCGGCGGCGGCGGUGGUGGGAGGGAGCAUUCGCCGGCAACUGUACAAUGAAGAAAAGGAUGGGGUGUUCAAAGGCGGAGAGGAUUGGUUCAGUUUGUUCACGAAAUUGAACCCGGAUCGAGCCUUGGGCGUCGCCGGGUCGCCCAAAUUUGACUAUUACGGGCUGGAUUUCGGGUGGGGGAAGGGGAAGAAGUUUGAGAUGCCAUCCAUAGACAUAACAGGGGCCAUUUCUCUGAGUGGUGACCGUGAUGUGGAAGGCGGGUUGGAGGUUGGGUUGGCUCUGCCCGUUACCCAAAUGCACACUUUUUCAAAGAUUUUCGCUGCGGGUUUGGAGGCUCUAUAUGAUUGAUUAAUGAUGCUCGUACUACUUUUUUUCUCAAACUAGUACUCCUUUAUUUAUUUUAUACCCCUUUUAAUAAUAAUCCUUUUAAUAAUAAUGUUCUAUAUAUUCCCUCCGUUCCUAACUAUUUCUCACAUUUCUAAUAUCGAAGUAAAAUUUUAAGUUUUUU
Messenger RNA from Cuscuta campestris, 1644 nucleotides. The record is from the annotation of a GenBank genome assembly. NCBI's taxonomy places the organism in Eukaryota, Viridiplantae, Streptophyta, Magnoliopsida, Solanales, Convolvulaceae.